CAAAAGGUAUCUCUCUAAUCUCUCUCUCUUUCCUCUUCAACAAAUCACGCACCAUCGUCAUCAACAACUCGUUCAUCAUCAUCAAUGGAAUUCCCCAAACGAAACCUCCUUUUCCUCGAAUCAAUUCAUCAUCAUCAUCACCACCUCUGUAUUUUACUUUAAUUCCCUCUUUCUAUUGUCUGAUUUUUUUUUCCAGUAACAGAAACCCUAAUUACACCGACCGACUUUGUCAUCUUGUCUGGCCCAUCACAGAACCCACACUACUCUGCUUUUGCUUUUUUUUUUCGUUUUUCCCGGGAAAAUUGAUCUCUUUUCCUCCUUUCGUCAUUAUUAGUAGCCAAUCACUCAUCUUUUAGUUUUUUUUUUUCUUCUCUCCCUCACCAUCUCCGAGUAAACCCUAGAAUCAAUCUCCCCCUUUCUGGGUUUACUCGGUCUCCACUUAAAGUUUGAUCCUUUGUUCUAUAAUUCACUUAAAGUUUCCAUUUUUAUUUUGAUUCUUCUCUCUCUGAUGGCGUAUCAACCGGUUCCUGGUUCUGGGUUUCACUACUUGAACUCGCCUUUCGGAGAUACGACUUUCACUAAGGUAUUCGUCGGUGGCCUCGCUUGGGAGACUCAGAGUGAAGCCCUUCGUCGCCAUUUCGAGCAGUUUGGUGAUAUCCUUGAGGCCGUCGUCAUUGCUGAUAAGAACACCGGCCGAUCCAAAGGAUACGGCUUUGUGACUUUUAGAGAUCCAGAAGCUGCUAGGAGAGCUUGUGCUGACCCAACUCCAGUUAUAGAUGGUAGACGUGCGAACUGUAAUCUUGCUUCACUUGGUAGACCUCGCCCUCCGUUGCCCUAUGCAUUGAUACCUAACAUGCCUGGACGCUUAAGACCUGCUUCCCCCUACAUUGGAAACGUGCAGGGUCCUCGUGGUCCACCUUUUGGAAACUAUCCUUAUCAGCAACCACUUCCAUAUAACUACCAGCAAGGAGUUGUGUAUCCUUAUGGGGUGGCUGCAUAUGGACCUGAGUACAUGUACUCACAGUCACAGGGGUUAUAUGGUCCAUACAUGGGUCAGCAGUACCUUCAGGUCUACGGAGUACCUGGGGCAGUUAACACACCAGUUUAUCAAUACGGACAAUUUAAUCAGACUGUUCCCAGUGGCCAGAGCUAUACAGCACUUCAAGGGUACUCGGUUCCAGGUAGCCAUGUCCUGCAACUUGGUGGAUCCACUGUUAGUGCCAUGACUACUUCAUCCAUGCCUGCUCUUCAAGCUCCGUACCCUCCAGGUCCUGCUCCAGCACAGUCCCAUAUCAUUGUCCAUCCCCCUCAGUUUAUGCAGAGUAGCAGUUCUGACCAAACAACAAGGUGAAGACUGAGGAGAAAGGAGUAGCGAAACUGCUAUUCAAUGUGGCAACAGAAGCUUCCUGUUUAUUUUAAGUCGUCAAGUUAUUUAUCUUGCAUCUGAAAGGUUAUAUAAAAUAGUCUUUGCUCUCACUGGAAGGGCGCAGAAAGAAAAAGGAAAGUGGGAGUCUCAGGGUUUGUGGCUUCAGUUUUCUUACUCAUCCAUCAAUGUGCAAAAGAUGCUGCUGGCUCAAGCUGGGUUUGAGUUUGCAGGCUCUAUAACGGUUUUCCUAAGGAGGGGUAACCGUUGGUAAUAAGCUGGUGUACUAUAUGCAUAUAUAUAUACACAGAUACACAAGCAUAUACAUACUAGAAUCAAAAUCUGAUUCUUUUUUUUAGCCUAAGGUCGUAAUACCACUACACUUUCUUCAGGUAUAGGAGUGUAGUGAGUAAACAUUCAUAGGUAUAUGUCCCAAGUCCUGCAUUGUAAGUAAAGCAUGUUUAUAUAUCCUUUAAUUGUGUAGGGUUUGUCUGUUUCUUCCAUUGUCUGAACACACUGAUGAAUGAUUGUUAUCAAAAGCUUACUUCAAAGUAUGGAGUUAGUUUUUAUCUCAGAA
Molecule: messenger RNA, 1940 nt
Organism: Brassica napus (rape)
Lineage: Eukaryota; Viridiplantae; Streptophyta; Magnoliopsida; Brassicales; Brassicaceae
Product: RNA-binding protein 24-B
Exons: 7
Coding region: 509-1351 (280 amino acids)
Molecular function (GO): RNA binding
Source: RefSeq, a predicted model, not a curated record